This is a messenger RNA of Rhagoletis pomonella (apple maggot), 422 nucleotides long. It is a transcript of the gene SmF, whose product is annotated as small nuclear ribonucleoprotein F. Gene Ontology annotation, cellular component: U1 snRNP; catalytic step 2 spliceosome. The coding region runs from base 122 to 391 and encodes 89 amino acids. Lineage: Eukaryota; Metazoa; Arthropoda; Insecta; Diptera; Tephritidae. The record is from RefSeq and is a predicted model, not a curated record. Gene Ontology annotation, biological process: mRNA splicing, via spliceosome; spliceosomal snRNP assembly. Gene Ontology annotation, molecular function: RNA binding. The transcript has 2 exons.
ACUAAGCGCGUGUAAUUUUUAUUUUGCCGGUGUUUACUUUAGGAGGAUAGGAAUAUCUGGUGCCGUCUGGGGAACUUGGCAAACUAAUCAAAUCACAAAACGAAAAAAAAUAACUGCAAUCAUGUCUGCUGCUAUGCCAAUUAAUCCAAAACCAUUCCUAAAUGGAUUGACAGGAAAAGCUGUUAUAAUAAAACUGAAAUGGGGUCAUGAGUAUAAAGGAUACUUAGUCUCCGUAGAUGGGUAUAUGAAUAUGCAACUUGCUAAUACCGAAGAGCACACUGCUGAUGGACAAGUCACAGGGAAUCUUGGUGAAGUUCUUAUUCGAUGCAACAACGUGUUAUAUAUAAAAGGAGUAGAUGAUGAGGACGAGGAGGGCGAAAUGAGAGAUUAAAGUUUAGUUAAUAAAUAUAAAGAAAACCGAA